AAUUGUCUUCUUCAAUGCAGCCAUGGAAAUAAAGAAGUGUUCUCCUGCCGAGGUAUCCUCCUGGCUGUACAGUGGUUUUGGGACAGAGGACACAAGGAUAUUACAGUCUUUGUGCCAUCUUGGAGGAAAGAACAGCCACGACCAGAUGUACUUAUAACAGACCAGUACAUUCUCCGUGACCUUGAAAAGAAGAAAAUUCUGGUCUUCACUCCUUCCAGGCGGGUUGGAGGCAAGCGUGUUGUCUGUUAUGAUGAUCGAUUCAUUGUGAAACUGGCACAUGAGUCUGAUGGCAUUGUGGUUUCUAACGAUACUUAUCGGGACCUGCAGAAUGAGCGUCCUGAGUGGAAGAAAUUCAUUGAGGAGCGUCUGUUGAUGUAUUCGUUUGUAAAUGACAAGUUUAUGCCUCCAGAUGAUCCCUUAGGGCGACAUGGCCCCAGCCUGGAUAACUUUCUGAGAAAGAAACCUGUGGUGCCAGAACACAAGAAACAGCAGUGCCCUUAUGGGAAGAAAUGCACUUAUGGAAUUAAGUGUAAAUUCUACCACCCUGAAAGGAUCAAUCAACCGCAGCGCUCAUUAGCGGAUGAACUCCGAGCCAAUGCAAGGUUGUCUCCUACUAGAAGUACCAGUGCUGCCAAGGAAGAGAAAAAGGGCAAGAAAGCUUCCCAAGCAGAGCUCUUGUGCUCUGUGCCCACAGAGUGUGAUAAAAGCUCUCUGCAGAAGGUCUCUGCAGAGAGGAAAAGCUUGACUCAUAAAGCAAAGCCCAGUGAUGUACCCCUUCAAGUCAAAGGCUCUGUGUCAGGCAGUGUCCCCCCUAAUAAUGGGAGCCACAGAUCUUCUGACAGGUACCAGCAUCCUCAUUUGGACUCUCUCUCUUAUAUCUCUCAGGAGCAUCUCGACUCAGGCAUUGGCUCUCUGGAGAACCAAAUGUCUGAUAUGUGGCCUUACAGAUCUACCAGUCACUGUGAUCAUUCCCAUGCUGAGCAGGUGGCACUCUGCACCUGUGGAAGGCAGAGACCUGUCUAUGCACAUUCUCCCAGCUUGGAGCAAAAUGGUUUGGUCUCUUACAAGCAUGGUUCCCAUAAAUCUACUUCCUCUGGUGCUAGCUUCUUGCAGUAUAGCCCUGAGAUAUCUCUCUCAGGGCCACCUCACUCUUUCUCAGGCUAUGGAGUACCUGUUCAUCCAGCCAGUGCUGGGCAAUACAGUCUGCCCAAUGAGUAUAAUGCCCCUCCACCUCAUUCUCGUGAUUAUUGGUCUGAACCGUACCAGGUGCCGCCGCCGCCUCCUCAGGCAAGAUCUACUGGUGUGCGAGAUCCUCGAUCAGUACAGAGAGCCCCGGGGCCGACGUAUGGGGGGGACUCUUGCCAGUGGGCUCCCUCAGACCAGUUUGCAGAGGAGAGGGCCAAUGUGCAUGUCAAGCUGUGUGGCAUUUUCCAUCCCCAUUUAGUGGAUGCUGUGAUGAGCCGUUUCCCUCGGCUUUUGGAUCCCCAAAGGCUAGCUGCAGAAAUACUCACGUAUAAGUCUCAAAACCCAGGUAUAUGAGCAGAUGCUGAGGGGAGCCAGGCAUACCAAAAGCUUGAGAGGAAGUAUUUGUCAUGUGGAGAGCACUCUGUAGCUGCCAUAGGUGCCCUUUGAGGGCUCCUCCUUAUUUCUUGGAAGCACUCGGCUCAAACUGGAGGCUGAGUACCAGGUGUGUUAUGCUCACAGUGAAUUCUGGUAUUGUCAUGACUGUACCCCUCUUAAAGAUGUAAGAACAGCCUAUGGCCCUGUCUUCCCCGGAGCAUAUUUAAGAGAAUCUGGGAGCUGAACAGGAGAAGGGUUGCUGUUUCAGAGCAGGGUUUUUCCUGUGGAGGUAAGUGGUAAGUCAGGCACAUCUUCAGUUGCUGCGGUUCAGAACUGUAUGUGGCCUCACUCUUCCCAUGAGCUCUGGCUUUGAGAUGGCUUAGUGUAUCAUCAGGCAUGUGGAGGAAGAACUACAGGGCUUGUGAAUGGCAGGGGACUGCUCCUUUGUAGUGGUGUGACACUUGUUUGUGAAGGUUGCAAUGCAUAGUCAAGGCUGUUCUUAGCUCUUAACUAAGCCUUUCUGCUAAAUUCUGCCAUGCAGAUCUGUGGAAAAUGUUGGAUUAUAAAUCUAGUAUGAAGCUAGAUUAGCUGACUGAUUUGGUUUUCCUGGGCACUUCAGUGAUACUUUCCUUACCUAACCUCCUACUUGAGCUUACCUUCCUGAGAGGAGGUAAUUCUUCAAUAUAUACCACAAAUGUUAAGCAAGCUGCACAGCUCCCAGAAACAGGAAGAGCUAGGAGUGUAAUCCUUCCUUUCUCAGGAUGAAAGACCUGACACUUGCAAAGCUGUAUGUGAGCUGUAUGUUCUGCAUUUGCUGAAAGGCAUUUGUCAGAACAUGUGGAUGACCACACUGUUGAUCGUGCUCUAAAACACUGACCUUGCCUUGUAACCAGUCUUAGGCUCUCUGUGUAACACUGACAAAGAAGAUUUACAAUAUUGUGCCUAUUGUCCUCAGACAGCAAUAGUUUUGAGCGUUCAGUAAAACAGCUGUAGUCAAAUCUAGACUGCUGCCAAUACUGUUCCUGAGGCUUUCUCAGUAUUUUUUCUAAAAAGCUGUUGCUUCAUCUUCUCACUAAUGUUUUCCUGUCCCCUUCAGCUUUGUCAAGCUACAACAGCAUCCAAAAAUGUGUAAUAAGGCCUGUUUGGUAAGACUGUUCCCCUUUCAUUCCCUGUUCCUUUGUAAGAUGUUUUUUACUGUAGAUACUGUAACAGAUUUUAAAUAUGCAAAAACCAUUACGGUAGUAAUUGGUUCUGGUCCUGGAAUUUCACUGUGCUUAGAAUACAAAGAAGAUUCUCGCACUUGCAGGCCAGAAGCAGUUGAUUUGUUGAUACACAUUGUAUCUGUGUGGGUUUUUUGUUUUGGUUUUUUAAGUAAGUCCAUCUUGUGGUUAAACCAAGGUUGUUGAGUGGCAAAUUACGAAGGGGAGAGUGGAAUACAGCUGUUGCUGAGAAUACUCUUCAGGAGCCAUUUUGUCUAUUAUGAUUCUUCCCUCUGUCCAAGGAGUGACCUACCCAAACUGGCACCAUGUGCCGUAGAAACCACAGGGACACAGAAACCUGUAUACCUGGUUAAUUAUGAUACAUUACAAAAUUGUAAUGUUUCAUGUUAGUAAGCAAAAUGCUUCUUAAUUUUAAGUAACCUGAUACUUUGCAUAUUUGUAAAUUACAGGAAAAAUAGUUUUUAAUGUUAUUGUCCAGGAACUUGCUGCUUGAUGCUGUUUUUAAUUAGUACUGUUCUUGACUCAGCCAUUGUGUUACUUGGCGUGGUCUGUUUUGUUUUUCUGACAGAAUGCUGAUACAUGCUUAUUCUCUUGCAAUCAAAAGAUUAACAUUUUAUACUCAAAAGCUGACAUUUUACUGAACUUUCUAUAUCAUUAUGGAAUAUAUAGUUUAUGUACUGGAUGGAGGCAGCCAUGUGAAAGCUAUGGCAAAGUAAGAACUUGUAUUAUAUAAAUAAAAACU
Struthio camelus australis is the source of this 3522-nucleotide messenger RNA. The record is from RefSeq and is a predicted model, not a curated record. NCBI's taxonomy places the organism in Eukaryota, Metazoa, Chordata, Aves, Struthioniformes, Struthionidae.